Messenger RNA from Solea solea (common sole), 874 nucleotides. It is a transcript of the gene sprn2, whose product is annotated as shadow of prion protein 2. The transcript has 2 exons. NCBI's taxonomy places the organism in Eukaryota, Metazoa, Chordata, Actinopteri, Pleuronectiformes, Soleidae. Bases 149 to 664 code for a protein of 171 amino acids. The record is from RefSeq and is a predicted model, not a curated record.
UGGAGGAGGAGGAUCAUCACAGUCUGGCCCUGAAACACGCUUUCCCUACACACGGUCAGAGGAGACAUAAUCUGAGAGGAAGAGCAUCGUCUGACCUGCUGCACCGCUUCACUUUCUCUACAAACAGACACGCAACAGGAUUAAAACGAUGUUGGGCCUACACAAAGUCCCGCUCACUCUGGCCUUCUGCCUGCUGCUCUCUGCCACACUCUUAUCCAGCUCUGAGGCCCGGCGUGGUGGCUUCGGCCGAGGUGGAGGUGGCUUCAGGGCCGGUCGUGGUCAGGUCUACAGACCAGUAGUGGUCCAGAGAAGUGGUCCCAGUGCUGGCAAAGUAGCAGGGGCAGCCGCAGCAGGAGCCGUGGGAGGAGCAAUGCUGGGGUCUGCCUUGAGCCGCCCUGGCCUUGGGUAUGGUGGGGGUUUCGGUGGGGGUUAUGGUGGAGGUUAUGGUGGGGGUUAUGGAGGAUAUGGAGGGGGCUAUGGCUACCCACGAUAUGGAGGGGGUGUUGGCUAUGGCUCCAGGGGCGGCUAUGAACCAGAGGGUUCUGGAGAUAUGGAGUACUACACUGGCGCGUCCAGUGGCCCAAUCUACAACAGUAUCAUCGUUGUCAUUGGCUCCCUGAUGUCCCUGCUGAUGGGACACUGGGUGGUUCUCAUGCAGCCCUGAAGACAGUUCUGAAAUCCCAAAAAACAACUCAUGACCUGACUGUACAGAGGACAAUUUUUGGUUUUGAGUUAAACGUGACCAAAAAAUACGCUACAUGGACAACAGUAUUUGGAUGCCUGACCAUUACACCACCAGGGACUUUAAUGACGUAUUCAAAUACAUAUACAGCUUCCCCUUUUGCAGCUAUAACAGCUUCCACUCUUCUUGGAA